Messenger RNA from Gossypium raimondii (Peruvian cotton), 2955 nucleotides. Its product is annotated as oxysterol-binding protein-related protein 2A. The record is from RefSeq and is a predicted model, not a curated record. The transcript has 12 exons. Gene Ontology annotation, cellular component: membrane; cytosol; intracellular membrane-bounded organelle. Lineage: Eukaryota; Viridiplantae; Streptophyta; Magnoliopsida; Malvales; Malvaceae. Gene Ontology annotation, molecular function: sterol binding. The coding region runs from base 277 to 2697 and encodes 806 amino acids.
GCCACUUUCCUUUUAGAAAAUUCAAUACGAUUUGCUUAUUAAGAAAAAAUGUUUAUAUAAAUAGGCACCUUAUUUUUCCUUUAAGGAUCUCUCUCAUUUUCAGAGCUCAAAAACAAAGCUUAAAACUCUCAAACUCAGUUUUCUCCUCAACCAAAGCCAGAAACAAUCAGUUGAUUCAGUUUUCGGCCGAUGGGAAAAAAAAACAAGUGAGUGUUUGAAUGAAUGUUUAUAAUUUUGAGGAAUUUCGGUUUUUGAUCGAGAUUGGAAGAAAAAAAAAUGAGGGUGAAGGAAAUGCAUCCGCUAUGUUGUAUAUCGUUGGAGAGUCUCGGCAUCGGCGACCAAUCACCGGAGGUUACGUUGACUCGAACCAGGAGCAUGCCGGCGAAGGCUUUAUUUGGAUCUGAAACAGGCAAUGCGGGGAGGUUAAUGGCGGGAGGAUCCGAAGGCACCGUUGCUGGAAUUCUCUACAAGUGGACAAAUUAUGGCAAAGGAUGGAGAUCUAGGUGGUUUUUGCUUCGUAAUGGAAUGUUAUCUUACUCGAAAACUCGCCGGCCGGAGACUCUAAACCUCCCCUCUCCGGACGACGUCAGAUUGAUCGGUGAUAUCUCAACCAAUCGGCUUUCGAGGAUCGACAGUUGUAGCGGUAGACGGAAGAAUCAGAAAACCGUUGGCAUUGUUCAUUUAAAGCAGAUUUCAUCAUUCCGUGAGAGCAAAUCUGAUGAUAGACGUUUUUACAUUUUCACUGCUACGAAGACCCUUCAUUUGAGAACUGAUUCAAAGAGAGAUCGGGUUGCUUGGAUUCAAGCUUUGGUAUCAACCGGGAGCCUCCUUCCGCUGAGACCAUUAAACGAUAAUAUCUCCCUCGUACCCCAUGAUUUGUCUAUAUCAACUGAUAGGCUCAAGAAACGUUUGCAUGAGGAGGGAAUCAAUGAUGACCUUGUGAAGGAUUGCGAGCAGAUUAUGCUUUCAGAGUUCUCGGAGAUACAAGGGCAACUUAAAGUUCUAUGUGAAGAAAGAUCUAAUUUUCUGGACACAAUAAGGCAGUUGGAGGCAUAUAAUAUCGAAUCUGAAACCUCUGGAUUUCAUGGAGACUACCAGUUGACGAAGCAUGAAUGUUCCAGUUUGGGGCGUGGAAAUAGUGAAUGCAGCACAACCGAAUCGUCUGAUGAUAUUGAGAAACAAGAGCUUGAGGAAGUUUCUUAUGAAGAAGGAACCUUGUUCUUUGAUACAAAGGAGUAUUUUACUGAACCUGCUGUUAGUUGUGGAUCUGUCAGAGGGGCAAUGGAUCAUGCAGAUGAUCUCGAAGAAACUGAAAAACAAUUGGAUAAUGUGGAAAAGAUUCAUUCUGAUAAAGAAGAUUGUGAUUCCAGAUAUCCUCAUAUUGAGAGACGAAAAAAACUUCCUGAUCCAGUUGAAGAAGUGAAAGGGGUUAGCCUUUGGUCUAUGAUCAAAGACAAUGUGGGAAAGGAUCUCACACGAGUAUGUCUCCCUGUUUACUUUAAUGAACCAAUAUCAUCCCUUCAGAAAUGUUUUGAGGACCUAGAAUAUUCAUAUCUUUUGGACCGAGCAUACAAGUACGGAAAAGAAGGUAACAGUCUCCAACGAAUUCUUAACGUUGCUGCAUUUGCUGUUUCUGGGUAUGCUUCCUCUGAAGGCCGACACUGUAAGCCCUUCAAUCCAUUACUAGGAGAAACUUAUGAAGCAGACUAUCCUGACAAAGGAGUUCGUUUUUUCUCUGAGAAGGUUAGUCACCACCCAACCCUUAUUGCCUGUCAUUGUGAAGGAAAAGGGUGGAAAUUCUGGGGCGACAGUAACCUCCGCACAAAGUUUUGGGGACGUUCAAUUCAGCUUGACCCUGUUGGAGUUCUGACCCUAGAGUUUGAUGAUGGUGAAAUAUUUCAGUGGAGCAAGGUAACAACUAGUAUUUAUAAUCUUAUCCUUGGUAAAGUGUAUUGCGAUCACCAUGGUUUGAUGCACAUUCACGGGAAUCGCCUGUAUUCAUGCAAACUCAAAUUCAAAGAGCAAUCUAUUCUUGACCGAAACCCUCACCAGGUCCAUGGGUUUGUUGAAGAUCUUUUGGGUAAAAAAGUUGCAACAUUAAUUGGCAAAUGGGAUGACAGCAUGUAUUAUAUCAACGGUGAUGGGAGUGGCAGGCCACAGGACUGCAGCCCUUCAUCAAGUGCCACCUUACUAUGGAAGAGGAACAAGCCACCGCCUAAUCUGACUCGCUACAACUUAACAUCAUUUGCAAUUACACUAAAUGAACUAACGCCUGGACUACAGGAGAACCUUCCACCUACGGAUUCAAGGCUUCGACCAGACCAACGUCAUUUGGAGAAUGGGGAAUAUGAUAGAGCAAAUUCAGAGAAACAACGACUAGAGAGGAGGCAGAGAAUGGUAGGUCUUGAUCUAUAUUAUUGCUUUUACUCCUUGCUAUUCACGCUGCCCGUGGUCCAACACAGUCGAGAAAACUACAAGAAAAUGGGUGGAAGCCUAGAUGGUUUCAGAGAGACAGUGAAAAUGGGUCCUUCCGCUAUGUGGGUGGUUAUUGGGAAUCAAGAGAACAAGCGAAAUGGGAUGGCUGCCCGAAUAUAUUUGGUGAAUUCAACGAGGUUGUCGAUUCCUCCGAACAAGGCUGACUUCACUUUUAGAAUCGGCAAAUCUUGGGAACAAUCACGGAGCAAAUUGAGACGAUAAACACGUAAGUAGCUUUAAUUCCUGAUUGCCGUCUCUAUGUUUCUGCGAAUCUUAAAGUGAGUUAAAUAUAUAGUAAGGAUAGGUAAGAGCCUGAAUUUUUCUGUAACAUGUCUCUAUUGUGGGAAUCGUAUGUGUAAUGUUAUCUCUCAAUAGUUCGUUUAUUCCAUAGCUCCAUCUCAAAAUUUAAUUUCAUAAUUAUUUGUAUUUUCUUUCUAUGAAUAAAUGAAAUGAAAAGGAGAAAAAAGAGGUCUUAUUUCU